CCUGGACGAUGUGCAGGUAGCCCGGGGCUCUGCUAACACCAACUCUGGUCUAUGCCAACUCUCUGGUCCUCACUACCCUCGGUUGCUCGCGUACAGUGUUCACUCUCCCAUGCCAGUGUAUCUCUGCGCGCACGAUACCCGACUAGACCAACGAAAACGUGUCAGAGACGGAGCCUGAGUGCCUUCAGCUCUUUGGUGGAUGAGGGGGCAAACUUGUCUGCUGCGGAACGAGAGUGGCUUCAAGAGGAUGACUUGGCUCCAGACACAUCACCCGCCCUUCCCAGCAACGCGCCCAGAUACGACUGGAGGUUGAGAGCGCGAUCGCGUGUGCGACAAGCCUCUGCGCCCCUCGCUCCCGAGGGAUCGAGUCCACGGCGCGCCCUUAAGCGCAUACAUCCGCCCCAUGUGGAGAUUUUCCCGGGAGAGCCAUUCCAUGAUGAGAUACAGGCGUACAAAGAGCACUUCUUACCUUUACUAGAUGCGGAGCAGAAGGAAGACGAAGCUAUCCUGAAAGAACGGCUGUCCAACUGGCCCCUCGAUCGCCUCAAGGAAGAAGGAUACUGCUUAACCGGACUGUCCGCGUUUUGGCUCAAAGCCACCCAGUUUGGCCGGCCGGUAGCGGCGUUUCUGUUGGGUCCUGGCAUUGCACUCCCAGACCAUCGGUUCGAUAAUGGCACGCAAGUGCUGGUAUCCCGCCUUGACCCCCUGCAAGAGAAGCCUCUCCAAGGUAGCGUGGUAUCUCACACGACCACCCAGAUCCGUGUCGCCUUCCCAGAGCUAUACGAUCUUGACGAGAGCGCCUGGCGACUCGAUGUCGGCUACACGAAUGUCAUCUACGAGCGCAUGCGGACGGCCAUUGGCAGUCUCGUUCACGAUCCGGCGCUGCUGGAGAAAGAGUCCGACACCUCCGCAUCGGACCGGCAGCUGAUUCUGCAAGGCACACACCUCCGUGACAAGCUCCUGCGCUCCUUUGCCUCCGACGAGGAUGUCAAUCAGUUACAGCCUCCGCGUGCAGAAGACGGAGCCAAGGACGACGAAGAUCUCAGUUUCCUCUCCGCCGACAUGCGGAUCCACAGCUGGAUCCAGCGCUACAGCCGCCCUAACCCCGUGGUAGUCGAGGGGGAUCCCGUCCUGUCCGGGCUGAACCCGACGCAGAUACGCGCCAUCGCGCUCAUGGUGGGGAAGCGGAUGAGUCUCGUGCAGGGUCCGCCAGGGACGGGCAAGACCAAGACCAUCAUCGAAGCGGUGAAGCUUCUCAAGGUGCACUGGCAGAUCCCGCAGCCGGUGCUGGUGUGCACGUUCACGAACGUCGCGGUGGAUAAUCUGGUGGAGGGGCUUGCGCGCGCGGGCGUGCGGCCGCUGCGGGUGGGCUACGGGAAGGUGCGCACGGCGCUGCACGCGCACACGCUCGAGGAGCAGCUGCAGGAGCACCGGCUCCGGAAGGAGGUGGACGCGCUCGCGAAGGAGGUGGACGAGCUGCGCGAGCAGCUGGGCGCGCUGAGGGGGCGGAUUGUGAAUGCGAUGGGGGCGGGGCGGGAGGCCACGGAGAAGAAGGACGCGCAGUUGAAGGCGAUGGAGAAGGCUGCGGUGAGGAUGGAGAGGAAGGCGAGGAAGGCGAGCGCGAAGAGGUAUGCGAUGAGCCAGGAGAUGCUGUGGGAUAUUGUGACUUCUGCGGACGUGGUGUGCACGACGUGUGUCACUUCGGCAUGCGCGGCGCUGAAUAUUAUCGAUUUUCCGAUGGUGUUUCUCGACGAGGCGUCCAUGUCGACUGAGCCUGCGUCGCUGAUUCCCAUCAUGAAAGGCUCGCAGCAGGUUGCGCUCAUUGGUGAUCAUAAGCAGCUGCCCCCGGUGAUUACAAGUGCGGAAGCGCAGUCGAUGGGUUUGGGAGUGAGUCUCUUCGAGAGGCUUACUGAGGAACGACAUGUUCCUUCCAUCAUGCUGGACGUCCAGUACCGGAUGCACCCCGCGAUCUCGCGUUUCCCGUCGAUCGAGUUUUACCAGUUCUCUGUGCAGGAUGGUACGGUGGAGUCUGAUGGGUCAGUGCAUCCCCGAUUGCUGCCACCGGCGUCGAGUCAUUUGCAAGAUCACCCCGAGACGGGGCGUCGGCCGUCGGUGAUCUUCCUGGACCACGCGGGGUCGGAGACGUUGAAGCAUCGCAGCCGGGUGAACUGGACGGAGGCGGGGAUCGUGUGCAGCAUUGUGGAAGACCUGCUGCUGCAGAACGCGGGCCUGCGCGGGGAGGACAUUGGGAUCAUCGCGCCGUACGCGGCGCAGAUCUCGCUGCUGACGCGGCUGUUGCGCACGGACCACCGGUACCGGACGCGGUUCACGGCGGUGCUGGGGGAGCAGCGCGCGAUGCAGCUGGCGCAUGUGGAGAUCAAGACGGUGGACGGGUUCGAGGGGCGCGAGAAGGAGGUGAUUGUGUUCUCGACGGUGCGGAAUAACGCGCGCGGGCACAUUGGGUUCCUGGGGGACCGGCGCCGGCUGAAUGUGGGGCUGACGCGGGCGAAGAGGGGGUUGUUUGUGGUGGGGAGCCUGAGCACGCUGCGGGAGGGGAAGGUGAGCGGGUGGGAGGGCGGGGGGAAUGUGAGGGUGGGGAAGGGGGCGGAGGCGUGGCGGCGGUAUGCGAAGUUUUUGAGCGAGGAGGGGUUGGUUGUGCGGCUGAGCGGGGAGCGGCUGAGGAAGACGCUGUACGGGAAUAUUACCGACGCUGAUGUGCUGAAGCGGGUUUACUGAGAUCUAUUGGUGUAAAUUAUGGUAUAUACGAGUGUUAUGUUACGGUGUAUUCGGAUUGGGCGUUUCAUGUGCUGG
Molecule: messenger RNA, 2811 nt
Organism: Gloeophyllum trabeum ATCC 11539
Lineage: Eukaryota; Fungi; Basidiomycota; Agaricomycetes; Gloeophyllales; Gloeophyllaceae
Product: P-loop containing nucleoside triphosphate hydrolase protein
Exons: 10
Coding region: 52-2736 (894 amino acids)
Biological process (GO): nuclear-transcribed mRNA catabolic process, nonsense-mediated decay
Cellular component (GO): cytoplasm
Molecular function (GO): RNA helicase activity
Source: RefSeq, a predicted model, not a curated record